Molecule: messenger RNA, 1105 nt
Organism: Tarenaya hassleriana
Lineage: Eukaryota; Viridiplantae; Streptophyta; Magnoliopsida; Brassicales; Cleomaceae
Product: multiple organellar RNA editing factor 7, mitochondrial
Exons: 4
Coding region: 179-742 (187 amino acids)
Biological process (GO): cytidine to uridine editing; mitochondrial mRNA modification
Cellular component (GO): mitochondrion
Source: RefSeq, a predicted model, not a curated record
ACCAAAAACAUCUUUCAUUCAAGGUCAUAAUUUUGGUUGAAUUUUUUUUGAAAAUUACAAAAAAGUAUACAUGUUGGGAUAUGUGAUCCUCUCCUUCUGUCAGAGGAUUCGUCGGAGCCAUUUUUUUUAAUUAUUUACAGAUACAAUCUUCGCAGUCGUCAAUCGUCCCACCGUGACUAUGUCACGCAUUAUCGGAAGACCGUUAAAUUUAACGGCGUCCGUCCGACGGCGUCUUGCUCCGUUUUCUCUAUUCUCCGGAAGUUCUGGCUCCGACGACUCGGUUCCGACGCGUUGCGACGAGUUGACUCGGGUGCCGAGUCUGGUCGAGGGAUGCGAUUACAAGCACUGGCUCGUCGUUAUGGAGGUUCCCAAGGGAUACCCACCUCGGAACGACAUCGUCGGAGGCUAUGUCAAAACCCUAGCCAUGGCUUUGGGAAGUGAAGAAAAGGCAAAGAAAUCAAUAUAUUCUGUCUCAACUAAGUACUACUAUGCAUUUGGAUGCCGGGUCACUGAACUUAUGACUUACAAGAUACAAUCUCUGCCCGACGUCAAAUGGGUUCUUCCAGAUUCAUUCAUAGAUGGCAAAAACGGAUAUGGAGGAGAACCUUUCAUUGAUGGGGAGGUAGUCCCAUAUGAUGAGAAGUACCAUGCAGACUGGCUUCGAGAACAUACUGAUGAUAGUGCUAAAGACAGAGUAGUUGUAAAGAAGCCUAGGAGGAAAAGGAAGAAGUCGAUAAACUGAAGAUAUUUGGAAAAAUUGUGGUUAUUGGAAGAGGCCUGUCAAAUCAGUACGAUGUUACUCAAGCCAGGGGGAAUCAUAGUAGAAAAUGGAAGAAGUAGAACUCAAUCCAACGGGUGUUGUUUAGUAGAUUUUAGAUUAUGGAAGAGUUAAGCUACUCGAGCUUCUCGAGUAGCUUAGGAGGAAUAUCCAGCUUCAAUCUAAAUCUGGUCUUUUUUUUUUUCCUGUUCUUCCAAUGUUCCAUUCUGUGCUAUUUUACAAGUAGAAUUAUGUCAUCUAAGUUGAAGUUUUCUGCUUCUGUGAAUAAACUAAUGAUCUCACUGAAGAAAGAGAUAGCUCCAGGAGGAAUGGUUGCUUCUUGUUUAA